This is a messenger RNA of Didymodactylos carnosus, 576 nucleotides long. The record is from the annotation of a GenBank genome assembly. NCBI's taxonomy places the organism in Eukaryota, Metazoa, Rotifera, Eurotatoria, Philodinida, Philodinidae.
AUGGCAAGUAUGAUAGAACGUUUCAAUAUGACCUCAACUUGGUCUCAUUUGAAAGACCUAGAUACAACAAGUUGCAGUAUUAAAUCAGAAGAAAGUACAUCGACUAAUGAAGACAAUGAUGAUUGUGGAAAUGAUGCCGAAGGUGUUUGGAGCCCAGAUAUUGAACAAAGUUUUCAUGAAGCGCUUGCCAUUUAUCCACCAUGUGGUAGAAGAAAAAUUAUAUUAUCUGAAGAAGGAAAAAUGUAUGGUAGAAAUGAACUGAUAUCACGUUACAUCAAAAUGCGUACAGGAAAGUCUCGUACAAGAAAACAAGUAUCAAGUCAUAUACAAGUGUUAGCGAAACGUAAAGCAAAAGAAAUACAAACAAUGCUUAAAGAUCCAUCGACAAAAGAUCACCGUGCAUUUACAACAUUAAAUGGAAUUGCUCGUCAUCAUACCGAACCAUAUUUUCAUCAUCAUUGUGCAAUAAAUCCACUGUUUCCACCAUCACCAUCGCCAUUAUCAUCGUUUAAACCAACAUAUUCGUCACCACCGGUAUGCCAUCUAAAUUUUGAAACAGUUCAUCAUUUAUGUUGA